CACACACACACAUAUAUAUAUAUAUAUAAUAUACAUGAGUACAGAUAUAUGAAACAGUUUAACUCUAUUCUCCAUUAAUCUUUGUACUAAAUCUUGUAAUGGCAACAAGCAUGAAUCUUCUUGUAUUUGCAACGGUGUUCAUUGCAACACUUUUACACCUUUCUCAGGCGUUGACUACACAAGAUUGUGACAAUUCCAUAUCCGUUAACACCACUAAAAUCCAUCUGCUGUGUAAUCGUCAGGCACUCCAGCAAAAGAUCCUUGUGCAACACGAUGCCUCGGAUCCUCGUAGAUUCGUUGUCUGCAGUGACAUAAUGGUCGGUUGUGUUGGAAUAUGCCCGAACAACAGACUGUUUGAUAGCGCUAGCAGAAGUUGUAACAUCAUUCCUGCUGAACAUUGUAAACCACCCGCAUCGGCUCGCCAAACGACGGAACUUUUAAAAAUUAGUAAUUCUUGUGAUUUAAAGAGUAAGACAUGCGAUUAUCUUCCGUAUCCCGGAGAUGACAGUUCAUUCAUAAUUUGUGAUAAAACUUAUCCCCCGAAGAAAGGUAGAUGUCUUCCCGACACCGUAUUCAGUGCCAAUCUGAAAGCUUGCAUCAACAAUCGCGCCAUUGUAUGCAAAUCUAAUGUCAAACAUUGCAAACCCAAGGACCCGAAGAUAAAUUACCCAGCAAGAGAAUUCUACUUUGGUUGCAUUGAGGACCCGAAAUCCUUCAUACAGUGUACGAUGCCUGGCCAAGAAUUUCGUAAGACAUGUAAAAAUAAGACAGUAUGGUGUAAUCACAUACUGACCUGCUGUAUACCAGAUAACCUUCCACUUGAGCGCUAAUACAGCAAUUACACCCAUACACAUACAUACAUUCAUGCACACAGAUACACACAUAUCACAAUAAGUCAACAAUAGUUGCCAAUAGCAACGGAAAGAGGACUUGGUUUUAAAUAAAUAUGUGAACUCUUAUAUAUUGUGCACUUCUUGAAUUCGUUCAAAAAAGUGUUACACCCCCCCCCACAUAUAUAUAUACAACGCACACAUUAUACGUAUAUGCAUAUAAACAGAUGAUAUAUACUAAACAAUAAUAAAAACAAUAAACAAUAAAUAAAUAAUAAAGAAAUCAUUAUAUAAUA
Octopus bimaculoides (California two-spot octopus) is the source of this 1126-nucleotide messenger RNA. RefSeq lists its product as uncharacterized. Lineage: Eukaryota; Metazoa; Mollusca; Cephalopoda; Octopoda; Octopodidae. Gene Ontology annotation, cellular component: extracellular region. The record is from RefSeq and is a predicted model, not a curated record. Gene Ontology annotation, molecular function: chitin binding.